CCAUAAUGCAUCAAUAUGGCAACAUGAGUAUAUGCAUUGAGCCUGUUGAGCACGUCCCGUCCGGUUGCGGCGAGAAUGAUUGAUAGCAUCACUUAUAUAAAGGUCUGGAAAGGCUGUUGCAGAGGAAGGAUUGCACUAGGCGCUUGGGUUGAGACAAGGUGGUGAGUUAUCAGCACAUGCAUAGCCGCAGCCGGCCUUGUUCUCAAAUGAGUGGUAUCUCACUCGAAUAGCCUAGUGCAAUGAUGAUUGAUAUUAAAGUCCAAGACCCAGAUGAGAGGGAUGUAGCAUAGCUUGCAGUGAAAAAUGCUGUCAUUUCACAUAUUCUUGAUUGAAAUUUUGAACUGGGUUUCAGGGAGCGGGAAUCGACCAUGCUGGGAUGCGAGUAGCCAGUUGAAAACCACCGGGUCGCGAAUGAGUAGCAUUGGAAGGGGAAAGAGGCUUGAGAGCCCUUAUUAUGCUGAGCGUUGAUUUGUUCCCAUCUACAUUCUGACCAACUACCUGGCGAAUCCGUUGCCGCUUGGAUUUGACUCUGACUUUUGGGAAUAAACAUUUGGCAGCCACUGCACUCUUUAGGAUUCGUGAAAGUACUGAGGCAGAGCACCCUGCGUGAACUUCUGCGACUAACGGAGCUGCCAUUUAUCUGGUAAAUGGAAGCUGCAAAAUGAAACCUUGCGAACAUUGAGUUGUGCGCUUCAUAUAUCUGGAAAUCAGUAGAUGUGCAGAGUUGGAGCCAGGAAAGUGACAGCACCCAAGGUUUUUCUGUAUGACUUAUACCAGAGUAGGAGAUUUGAAAGUCUUCGAAUGCGGGAACCCUUGUUCUCUUGAGUCGCCGAGUGGAAGCUCCGAGUGGCAUUUCAGAUGGCUGCUUGACGAAAUGUCUCAUGGGACAUGUGUACACCGUAGAUAUCAAAUCGAGACACCCGUUGUAGAGACGAAAGAAUGAGUCAUCAUAGGCAUAGUAGUCAACUCCGCCAGAUUGAGUAGAUCGUGGUAUCUACCUGGAUAGUCUCCUCUGUAGAGUUCAGUAGUCCAUCAACCAGGCGGAAGAGAUAUAGAUAGCAAAAAGCCGACUUUGCGAUAUCGAGCGGAGUGAAAUGCACGGAGCAGAAAAGCAGACGAAGUAGAAGGAGAAACAAGUGUAAAUGAGGGAUUUGUUCGCCGGAAUCAGUUGGGAGGGGGGCAUUCCGCGGCUGAGACUGUCACUACACCUGAGUCCUGCUCUCCUUCCACUUCUGCCAUCUGCAUCCUCCUCUCUCCUCUUCCCCUUCCAUCCAACCCCCAAACCGAACCCCCUUCCCCUUUUGUCUCUUUUUGGUACCUUUUUUGUCACUUGGACAGCUGCUCGUGUUAUCUGCAAAAUGAUCUCCGGCUUAUAGGGCGUUCCCAGCGUUCCUCCUGAUAAGCGGAUUAUUUCUCUCUCCAGCUCUCCAUCGGCAGGCUAGUUUCUGACGAACAGAGCCCCCGUAGUUUAAUCACUCCUCUACGAAACCCUGGACCCCCGGACAGCUCAGCCUUUCCAGCCGUUAUCAUUUUGACUGAAGAUACAGCACUCGCCGCAAGCCUCAUCCUGCACACCGCGCUAUGGAUGGCGGACUAGGAUUGUCCGGCGCGUCUCCCGCAACUCCCGCAACCAUCUCGGACCUCGUGAAGAAGCCCCUUGACGCCACAAUGGCUUUCGAAUACACCGAGCAACUUCUCACACCCGAGAACAGCCGCUCGGAAACCUCUAGCAACAAUGAAAACGCGUCCAAUAAAAAAAAAAAAAAACAACAACAAAGAUCUACACGUGUGACACGCGCUUCGCUGCGGGGAACGGCACGCCUGGAUAUCGACGCGGAGAUGGGCGAUCAUGGUUCACCAUUUAUUGCCGAGAAAAUUGAGCAUACGAUUCUCGUCGAGGGUCUGGACAAUGGCGCUGCGCCGCUGGGAAAGAAACCUCGCUCCUCCCAACUUCGUCAUAGCAUCGCGAUCAUGGAGUCGGCUCUGCAAACUGAAACGAGUCUUGUGCAGGACCCUAUGGAUCCCCGCGACCACCCGAUGGCUCCAGAUACUCCGGUCUCGAAGUCAUCUCACGAAUUACAGCCGGAGGACGUGCCUGGCGCUUUGCUACCCCGGACCCUACGUAAACGCGUGGAGCAGGCAUUAGCCCGGGACAAGAGUCACAACAGGCCAAGAGAAAGCUCUACAGCUACCAAACCAGACAACCAGAUACCUAUCAGGCGCUCCUCGCGCCUGAGCAUAUUGGGGAAGAUCUCUGAUCUCGCUGGGCGCGCAUCUACUGUGUUGGGAAAACGGAGCGCCACGAUGGAACCAGACAGAAGGUCCAGUCUUAGACCUCGUCAACUUGCUGCUCCAAAAGAGGACUCUGAAUCCACCGAGCAGCCGCCGACUAAGAAACGACGUGUAGCAGACAGUGAACCUCCUACCAAAGAUCGAUCAGGGUUGGAGACUGCGCAGGAAGCACCUGCGCCUUCUGAAGCUAUCGCUCGGUUCAAGGCGAAGCGCUGGUUGACUCAUGGUCUUUACUCGGGGCAAGAAUAUACAAACUCUCGACCAAGCCAAAACAGAACAAAAACCGCGAGGAGAAAAAGUCUCAACCAAAACCAGCCCAACCCCCAAAGGAGGUUUCUGCCGCUGCCGAUGUUUGCCGGCGAGAGACUACUGCAAACGGGGAGAGAUUUUGAGCUCCCUUUUGAUAUCUACUCCCCUCUUCCUCCAGGCCAGCCAAAGCCCAACGAAUGGAGAAAAACAAACAAAAACGUCUUUGUCGGCGAAGCCAGCAGCAUUUGGCGAGCGACCAAGGAAGAGGAGCUGUCCAAGUGUACUUGCAUACCAGAGACCGGCUGUGACCAAGAUUGCCAGAAUCGCUACAUGUUCUAUGAGUGUGACAACAGCAUCUGUGGGCUUGGCCCUGAAUGCGGCAAUCGAAACUUUGAAGAGCUCAAACAGCGAGCCAAGGCUGGGGGCAAGUAUAAUGUUGGAGUUGAGGUGAUUAAGACUGCAGACCGCGGCUACGGUGUUCGCAGUAACCGAACGUUCGAACCAAACCAGAUCAUUGUGGAAUAUACGGGAGAGAUCAUAACCCAAGCGGAAUGCGAGAAACGCAUGCGCACUAUUUACAAAAAGAACGAGUGCUAUUACUUGAUGUACUUUGACCAAAACAUGAUUAUCGACGCCACCCGUGGCUCCAUCGCUCGUUUUGUGAACCAUGCCUGCGAGCCUAACUGUCGUAUGGAGAAGUGGACCGUGGCUGGAAAGCCACGGAUGGCCCUGUUUGCCGGUGACCGCGGUAUCAUGACAGGAGAAGAGUUGAGCUACGAUUACAAUUUCGAAACGUCCAGCAAUGCCGAUGUGGUUCAGAAAAAUGUCGUGGCAUUCUGGGCCCUCGGCCACGGGAGAAAGAGCAACGUGCAGAACUUAGAGCUGCAAAGCUAA
Molecule: messenger RNA, 3435 nt
Organism: Aspergillus calidoustus
Lineage: Eukaryota; Fungi; Ascomycota; Eurotiomycetes; Eurotiales; Aspergillaceae
Source: the annotation of a GenBank genome assembly